Molecule: messenger RNA, 8879 nt
Organism: Lytechinus pictus (painted urchin)
Lineage: Eukaryota; Metazoa; Echinodermata; Echinoidea; Temnopleuroida; Toxopneustidae
Exons: 6
Coding region: 1379-2587 (402 amino acids)
Cellular component (GO): membrane
Molecular function (GO): monocarboxylic acid transmembrane transporter activity
Source: RefSeq, a predicted model, not a curated record
GUUUCAGGUCACAUGACUAAGGUCAAAGGUCAUUUAGGGUCAAUGAACUUAGACCAUGUUGGGAAAAUUAUUUUCAAAAUCUUAACCGAAGGUUAAGUUUUUGAAAUGACAUCAUAACUUAGAAAAUAUAUGGACCUAGUUCAUGAAACUUGGGCAUAAGGUUAAUCAAGUAUUAGUAAACAUCCUGCUCGAGUUUCAGGUCACAUGACCAAGGUCAAAGGUCAUUUAGGGUCAAUGAACUUUGGUCAAGUUGGGGGUAUUUGUUGAAUUACUAUCAUAACUUUGAAAAUAUAUGGAUCUAGUCCAUGAAACUUGGACAUAAGGUUAAUCAAGUAUUAGUGAACAUCCUUCCUGAGUUUCAGGUCACAUGGCCAAGGUCAAAGGUCAUUUAGGGUCAAUGAAUUGGGGGUAUUUAUUUAAUUACCUUCAUAACUUUGAAAAUUUAUGGAUCUAGUUCAUGAAACUUGGACAUAAGGUUAAUCAAGUAUUAGUGAACAUCCUUCCUGAGUUUCAGGUCACAUGGCCAAGGUCAAAGGUCAUUUAGGGUCAAUGAAUUGGGGGUAUUUAUUUAAUUACCUUCAUAACUUUGAAAAUUUAUGGAUCUAGGUCAUGAAACUUGGACAUUAGGUUAAUCAAGUACCACUGAAUAUCCUGUGCGAGUUUCAGGUCACAUGACCAUGGUCAAUGGUCAUUUAAGGUCAAUGAACUUUGGCCGUGUUGGGGUUCUUUGUUAAAUUACCAUCCUAACUCUGAAGGUUUAUGGAUCUAGUUCAUAAAACUUGGGAUAUAAGAGUAAUCAAGUAUCACUAAACAUCCCCUGUGAAUUUCAGGUCACAAAACCAAGGUCAGUUAAGGUCAAUAAACUUAGGCCAUGUUGGGGUAAUUGUUGAAUUGCCAUCAUAACUUUGAAAGUUUAUGGAUAGAGUGAAUGAAAUGUGGACAUGGGUGUAUUUGACAAGUCUUAAGUCACCGUUCAAAUGUCAUCUAUGGUCAAUGAACGUGGUAUUAUGUCAAUAUAUGAAUGGUGUUUUUGUGAAUGAUUAUUUUAUAGUAGUUUUCAAAGUUAGCACUGCUGCUAUAUUAAAUUGCGUAAUGCAGGCGAGACUGCCAGAGGCAUUCCACUUGUUAAAGAUGCCAGAGCCAUUUUUAUAAUAUACAAAAGAAGAGAAAAUAACAUUUGUAUCACUAUCUUUAUGAAGGUUGGAUUGGAUCUCUAGCUUGGGCCAUCUCUACCCUGACGAGUCCCUUGACAGCCAUCCUCUUGAGAUGCUGUCAGACCCGCAUCAUCGCCCUCCUUGGCAUCAUCUUCUGUUCCUCUAGUCUCCUCAUCUCAUCCUAUGUCACCAACGUCUACUCACUGUUUGCUACCUUCAGUAUCAUGUAUGGCAUGGGAAUCAACUUUGCCCAGCACUCUACGCUCUGCCUCAUCUACACCUACUUCCCGAAACAGAACUCUACAAGAACCAUCUCCUUUGCUCUGACAGGAUGCCAAGUUGGACUUCUUGCUCUGAAUCCGUUGAUGGCCUUCUUUGUUGCGUCCAAAGGAUGGCGUCUUGCUCUUCGUAUAUUCAGUGGGAUCGUGUUUGUCCCCGGUGUGAUCAGUUGCAUCAUCCUGCUUCCACCCAGGAAGAAGAGCAAUGCUUUGGGGAAUCCUGAGACAGGUCAACGUCUUGCAGUCUAUCGUGUUUGCAAGGAGGAUCAAGGUUGCGAGGAUCAUGGCAAUGAAAACAGCAGUAAUGGCAACCAGGUUCAGGCAUCAUCAGGGAAUGACGAUACUCCAACAACACCAGGGGAAGAUGCCAGUAAUCAGAUUCAGAUCGUAACUCCCAAGGAUCGAGGAGACUCGAUCCCGAAGAACCACUGUUCAAAACCUGCCGACUGUAAAUUUUGCGUGAAGAGCAAAGAAGAGGAUGAAGAUAGAGAGUGGAAAGGGGAGGAGGGUCCUGAGAUUGAAAGGACUGCUGUUGAAAUGAAGAUGUCUAGAAAUCCUGUGACAUAUUUCUUUUCCAUUGCUCUGGCUACACUUUCCCUUGCAUGGACCUUCUUCAAUGUUAAUCUGGUGAGUUACACAGACAGUGUCGGGAUCACAGCAAACCAUGGCUCCAUCCUACUCACUAUCUUGGCUGGUGGUGAAAUGGUAGGCAAGGCACUCCUCUGCAUCUUUGGUGAUCAUGUCCCCAUUGCUAAGGUCUACAUAAUUAUCGUCUGUAAUAUCCUCUCGGCGGUCAUAUCUUGCGGUAUGAUUUUCUGCAGGGACUUCUACAGUAUGAUCUCAAUAGCUAUUGGUAUUGGGCUAAUGCGAGCCAUCUUCAAUACUGUACCGUUUGGAGCUGGUAUAGAGAUCUUUGGGACUUCCCGAACGUCGGAGGCGUCUACUCUGGCAAUGUUCAGCUAUGGAUCAGGCUAUCUUGUGGGAUCAGUCAUUCCAGGUGGCAUCUAUGAUCUGACUGGUUCCUACACGCUCUCCCUCGCCUGUACUGCAAGUGUCUUUGCCCUAUCAGCCAUCAUGUUCAUGGUCAUUCCUCUACGCAAACGUCUUCAUCGCUCCCUCAUAAACAUUUGCCGCAUGGUGGCAUCUAUGAUCUGACUGGUUCCUACACGCUCUCCCUGGUCUGUACUGCAAGUGUCUUUGUCCUAUCAGCCAUCAUGUUCAUGGUCAUCCCGCUCCGGAAACAGCUUCACGACUACCUCAUUAAGACGUGCCUAGUCUUUAAGGGGUCAAGGAGGAAAGUGGACAAAGAUAUCUACCAGAAGUGCAGUCAGGAUGGUCACUCUGCCACCAACAUUAAGAUAGAUUAUCUAUAGGUCAUCAAUACUUACCUCACCACCAAGAUGUUUUAAGACAUGCAAGUAGAUGAACAUGUAGGUGAGUCAGGGUGCAGAAUAAGAGCCAAAAAGAUGAUAUUUAGUCCUGCCAGACGUUUGUUCAGAUAUGAUGACAGCAAAGCUCAAAGCUAAGUGUUGAGAUAUGAUUGGACAAGUCUCGCCACUUGAGCUUAUAAACCUGCAUUACGCUUCAGUUCUCAAAAAAGGUCCAUGCAGUUCAUAUGGAGAAUACAUGAACUCAUGAUUCCAUUAUAAUAUAAUGUCAUGAUGCCGUAAUGAUUUCAUUAUUACUGAUAAUUUUAUGUUAAGGUCACAAUAGAAAAUCAAAUUCAGCUUCUAAGGAGUAAAGAGCAAAGCAUAUACUUUUUAGAGAGCGAAUUUUAUUAUUUUGUAAGAACAAUAAUAUUGCUGUAUUUUCAUAUUUGAACCUUCUGAAAAAAAAAAUCAAUUUUGAACAUCCCUAUAUUAUGGUUCUUAGCAUGCAUGCUAUAAAAACGAGUGAAUUUAAACCUUUAAAAUAUAAACGGGACAACAGGUGUAUAAAUACAUUGCACACAUCAUAUAAUGCUGACUUACUGUAAGGACACAGGGAUAUUGCAUUUAGGCUGACUUACUUUUAUCAAAACAUAAAUUCAACCCUGUAAAAACUAACCCUAUAAAAAGUUAUGAAAACUGGUGAAUUUAACCCUUUAAACAUAAACAGGACAAUGGGUGUAUAAAUACAUUGCACACAUAUAAUGCUGACUUACUGUAAGGACACAGGGAUAUUGCAUUUAGGCUGACUUACUUUUAUCAAAACAUAAAUUCAACCCUGUAAAAACUAACCCUAUAAAAAGUUAUGAAAACUGGUGAAUUUAACCCUUUAAACAUAAACAGGACAAUGGGUGUAUAAAUACAUUGCACGCAUAUAAUGCUGACUUACUGUAAGGACACAGGGAUAUUGCAUUCAGGCUGACUUAAUUUUAUCAAAACAUGAAUUCAACCCUGUAAAAACUAACCCUAUAAAAAGUUAUGAAACGUGGGGGAAUUUAACCCUUUAAAAAUAAACAGAACAAUGGGUGUAUAAAUACAUUGCACACAUAUAAUGCUGACUUACUGUAAGGACACAGGGAUAUUGCAUUCAGGCUGACUUAUUAUUAGUAUUAAACAGACUGGGCUUCUGUAUUGCAGGAGAAUGGAAUAAUCCAAAUACUGAAUAUAUUGUGUUUUCUUUUUUGUUGAAAGCUGUGAGUUUGCAAUAGAUCUUUUCUAAAAUUUUUUUUUUGAUUUCCAUGUAAUUGGGUAUUAAAUAUCUCGCCUGGCAGAAAGCUUCCAUUUGUAAGCUGUGAGUUUGCAAUAGAUAAUUUUAUUUAUUAAUGCAUUUCCAUGUAAUUGGGUAUUACUGUACAUAUUUUACCUGGCAGAAAGUGCCUGAAUAUGAAAAUCAAUUAAAUUAUUACUGGCAAAGGAAAUGUAUGAACAGUAGUGCUCUAUAGUUUAAGUGAACCCCACCAGAAAAUGGACAUAUUGAAAAGAGUUCAAGUUCUGCCAUGUCUUAGAUGUAUUUAAUUGUGAAGUCAGGUGAUACUAAUAUUACAUUCAAUAAAGUUUGUUUCUCUGGGCUCGCCAAACAUUGUAGUGAUGUUGUCUACAUUCAACAUCCAGCAUGAAGGAGUGUUUUUUUCAAAGGGGUUCACUAAAUUUUUAGCGCUGUACCAGUAUUCUCUAGUCUCUGGUAAACGUUUGAUGUACUGUAAUAUGAACAACUUUUAUGUGAAUGGUUGAUUUAUUCACUAUAUAUUCUGAAAUAGAUUUGAUUAGGCCUGUAGGCAAACCAAGUCAAAUGAUUCCAUUCUUGUUGAAAUGGUCUAUGACUUUAAAUUGAUAUGAAUUUUCUGUCUUUCCCUGUAAAUAUUUCCUUAGUUUACUCCAUGUAAAUUUGAUAUUGUAAUGUACAUGUACAGUGUACUAUUAUGAAUAGAAAUUCAUGGAAUGGUAGUGAAGAUGUCUUGCCAUGUGCAUUGUGUAACUGUUCAUGCGUAAAGUGAUUGGUAAUGCUCAUGGUAUUCUUGUCCUAGGGUUGAAGAUUUAUACACACAUAUCAUUUUAAAAGGCAAGUGCAACACAUAUUUUAAUUGCAAUAUGGAUGAAAAUGUUAGUGUUUCGUAAACCAGUGUGAUGGCUCAGUUGGUAGAGCAUCCACCUCACAACAGGGAGGUCGGGGUUCAAACCCCGACCAUGUCAGACCAAAAGACGCUAAAAGUUGGGAGUUGCUGCUACCCUAUUUGGCGUUCAACGAUUCAAGGGGUAGAGCUACAUCUAUCUGGCGCUGCACAAUGGCUGCUGGGCCCAUGAACAAUUGGGCAAAAUACAUUUUCAGAGUAUUUCUGUUUCAGAUUUAUAUUUCGAACAAUAAAUUAUGGAUUUUCUUCUUCUUUUUUUUUAACUGACAAAAUAUAAUGAUCAGGGGCCUGUUUCAUAAAGGACUUGCAACUGUUGUAACUUUGCCAUUAUGGCAACUACCAUGGAAACCUUGAUUCUGAUUGGCCGCUAAGCCCUGUUACCAUGGCAGUUGCCACUAUGGCAAAGUUACAACAGUUGCAAGUCCUUUAUGAAACGAUCCCCUGGAGGUUGUUUCAUAGAGCUAUUUGUAUGUAUGCUACUCAUUACUUUACAUGUGACUGUUUACCUUUUCUUGUGUUAAAUGAUAGAUUCCUAUUAAGUAGAUUCAGCACUUGAAAAUAAGUUUCAGUCUUGCACAGUCAUGUGUAGCUUACAAACAGUUCUAUGUACCACCAGCGAUGUGAUAGGAAGGAUAGGAAUGUACCUGCUUAGUACCAGCCUGCUUUUAUAGCCCCAUGUGAAGAGCUGACAUCAAGAUAAUGGUUUUAUACUGAUGUUUCAGCAGUGCCUUUCAGGGGUUUUAACUAUACAGAUUUUCAUUUGGUGACAGUUUCUCGAAGCAACAGGACAAAGUCAGAUUCUAACUUGGCUUGUCCAGUUCGUAAUGAUUUAUUAGUACAUUUUUGAGGGCACAAUGUGUAUCAGCGAACAGAAAUAACCAUAAUUCAAGUAAUUUUUAAAGUUUAUUAUCUCAGAUUCAUAGAAUGCAAGAACAUACCGUACAUAAAUGAUUAAACAAAAUAUGUUCAUAAUUAUACAUCUUUCAUAAUGAGUAAACUCUAAAAUAGUGCAAAUAGUUGGAAAAUUCUGAAAUUCUUUUAUUUUGUAGGCAUUAAAUAUCACAAGGGCUUCCCUUUUGUUGUCCAUUUACUAAUUUAAAAUUUGCAAAGAAAGUGAUCCAAAACAUUGCUUUAAAUAUGGAGUAAAAAAUAAUAAAUACUGAUAUUUUGCUUCUGUAGAAGCCAGUUGCCUCUGGAGUGUUAACAUCGGCAUGUCACAUGGAAUAUCAAACCCCCGUGGAAUGCUUUGUCAAUGAUUGGGAUGCUUUACAUUUUUUAAUGUAUUGUGCAUGAGUUUCCUAUCCUUCUUAACACAUCCUUGUGUAACACCACCCUUGAAUCUGGGUGUUAAAAUUCAUGUUAUUGUGAAUCUUUGAUCUGUCUGUCUGCACACAUUCUGUUUUGUAAAUUGGUGAGCAGAUGUUCCUAUCCAAUUGUACUUUAUGAAUGGAGGCAAAUUUAGAUAUUUUUUUUCGUGUAUUUUAUUUUUUCAGCCAUGGUGAUUUUGUCUCGCCUGCAUGAAGAAGAAUGUGAAAAUCUGAAAUAUUGUGUACAAAACCAGUGGAAAAUGUCCACAAAAUUAGCCAUUUUGAAGCAUGUUUACCAAAAAAAGAACCCCAUUCCAUAACUCUCUUAAUUUAUGAUCAAUUUUAAUAAAACUAUUGUUUCCAUUUCUCAGGCUCUUUUUUAUCCCCCUCUUUCAUCUCAGAUUGAUUAUUUCCUUGAGUUUAUUUUCCUAUAAGGAUUUGGGAUGGACAUUCUCAAUAUGCUAAUUUGUGUAUCUAUAGACUUGACAUCAGACCAAAGAAGCUUUUCAACAUUCCAUAACUUUUUUUUUCACUUGUGAGUUUUUUCCAUUUUGCCCUGCCCUUUGAUAUUGAAGUAGUCACACAAUAGUUGGUUGAAUUUACGGUGUUAUUUUCCUGUAAUGAAAUUGAUAUUAUAAUGCUUGUGAUAUGUCAGGAUGGUUUAUAUUCAAUUGACAUACAAGCAGUUGCUAUAAUUCUCAAGCAGUCCAAACUUGGACGAAACCAUUUAGUCUACUAUCAAUUCAGUCCACACCACACCUUUUCUAUUACCCAUUUUAUAUUGUUCCCAAUAUAUUGCCCAGAUUGUCUUUAUUUCCGGUGACACAACAUUUGCCCCGGCGACAAUUGCAGACGGACCAGUAUCGCAUGCAACAAUAAGUUACAAUAGCCCCCUACCUCUUGUAAAUUUUCUUGUAUUUUGCAAGGAAUUUAACAGAACGCAAAGAUAAGAUAAUUUUCAGAAUACCUUUUAUCUUGAUAUGUUAUCUUGCGCAACUGAAAGGGAUAUUUAAGCGCCGUUUUUAACUUUACGCAUAAUUCUAGCUCUGACAUCAUACGCGCUCAGCGAAAGUUACAAGAAAAGAUACAAGAAUUUUCGGAAUACAGAUUUUAUUGUAACUCUAAAGAUACAAGAAUAUUUCUCUGAAGACAAUUUUCAGAAUAUGGCCCCUGGUCUUUAUUUUGUUAGGGUUAGGGUUGCUACAUGUACAUGUAUAGGGUUUUAUGUUAGGUUUAGGAUACAUGUAGGGUUUAUUGUUAAAUCCAGGGUAUAAGAUGGUCAUUCCAUUAAUGUAUAGAAUUUGCAGCGGAGCAAACGUCAUGGAACGUUCUUUCUACUUCAGCUUUCUAGUUACUUGGCACUUUGUCAAAUGAAAAUUUGAUUCAUGAACAGUUCAUAUAACCAUGUACAGUGUAGACUAAAGUGGAUAUUGUAUACCUAAGUAGAAAUGUGACAAAAUGAUGAAUGUGCUAAAUAUAGUCAAUCAGACCAAAUGGGAAACUGGCUGUAUGAAGUAUGAGUAGUCCAUUUUGGACGAGAUGAAACAGAAAGUAUGUGUAUACAUACAGCGGGUGUAGACCUAUCAGCGAAUUAUCCGUCAGGUAUACGUUUGCUACGUGUAAGUACUUUCCACUUGUAUGUAUGUGUAAUUUUUUUUAUUGUACUCCAUCCAUUUGUCAUUAUAGCAUAUUUGCCUCAGACUGAAAUAUUGUUUACCUAUUCUAUUUGCAAGCAUAAGCGUACUUCAAUUUCUCAAGGUCACAGAUAUUACCUAGAUAUUUGUGUGUUACUCAUGUUUUAGACCUUGCCAGGUUUAAGUGGACAUGAAGUAUUGCAAAAGAUUUAUAAGAACAUGACAAAUGCAACAUGCAAUUUAAAUUUAAAAUCAAAUCUAAAUGUUAAAGAGGGAGUAAAUAUCUACAUAAUACAGAGAAUAAAUUGACCUAUAAUUGUAUUUGUAUAGAGAAACUAAAAUGUUUUAGAGGAAAAGUAAAUUGUUUUGCUACUUGGUAUUAAACAUAAUUAUUGUGGUAUAAUGUAUUGGGUAGUUGAUAAGCAUGUUAUCAUUCAAAUGGGUCUAUAUUACUUGACUACACUAGCAUUAUGGGUCAGGAAACUGGCCAGGUAAGAGUUGUUGAGGACUCAAGGUGGCGCUAUUGGUUUGUAUCUGCUUUAAAGCAAACAAUUUUUUUGGGGGGGUGGCAUGUUAAUUUUUUUUUAUAAUAUAGGGUUACCAGGAUGAUUAACAUGUAAUUUUAGUUUUGAAUUAAGAGUAGGUUACAGUUUAUAUGAACUUGUUUUUUGUUAAAAAGUUUGUUUUCAAAAUAUUGACAUGGUUUUGAAUUUCACUUUUAAGUCAUGUCCAAGCAUUGUUUCUCUGCCCAUUGUUUGAUUUACAAAGAUCAAUGUAAAAAUGAACUUAUUUCCAAAUACCAAGGUCAAUAUGAUGAGCAUUGAAUAUUGUAUUUGAAAUUUCCUGAAAUUAUGGUCAACAUGUCGUAGAAAGUUUAACUUUAAACAGAUUCACCUUAUAUUUUGUUGUUCAGAAUCUUUAUAGAAAAAAAUAAAUAAUAUUUUCUUCGA